AUGGCUUCAGCAGCUGCAGCCGCCCUCAAAACGGUGAUUGUACCCCCGGCAGCGGGUGGCAUGCCUAGUGCGACCGUGUUCCUUCUGCAUGGUCUUGGAGAUACGGCUCAAGGCUGGCUUGAUGUAGCACGGAUGCUGGGUCGAGACCAAGCCUUGCAACAUAUUCGCUUCGUGCUGCCCACUGCUCCUGUGCGUCCCAUUACGCUGAAUAUGGGCAUGAAGAUGACUGGCUGGUUUGAUGUUUUUUCGCUCCUGAGCCUGGAUCGUGAGGAAGACGAGGCGGGUCUGCUUGAGAGUGUGAGCGCUGUGCGUUCGCUGAUCCAGCAAGAAGUCGACGGGAGCGCGCCAGGCUUGAAUGGCCAUGCCGUCCCACUGAACCGUAUCGUAGUCGCAGGCUUCAGUCAGGGUGGCGCAGUGUCCCUGCUUCUGGGCGUGACGAACAAGGAGCCCCUCGCCGGUGUCGCGGCCCUUUCGUCAUGGCUGCCCUUGCACAAGAAGGUGGCAUCGAUGCGAAGCAGCACCUCGACGUUCCCUAUCUUCCAGGCACAUGGUACACAAGAUCAGAUUGUUGAUUUCUCCUUCGGCCAAAUGACGCACGACCGGCUUCAGAACGAGCUGGGCUUUGGGUCGAAGGCCGAAUGGCACGAGUACGCGAUGCCGCACUCUGCUUGUCCUGCCGAGAUCCACGACUUGGGCCGAUGGCUUCAGCGUGUCGUGCCUAUCUAG
This is a messenger RNA of Malassezia pachydermatis, 726 nucleotides long. Its product is annotated as lysophospholipase. Gene Ontology annotation, molecular function: palmitoyl-(protein) hydrolase activity; carboxylic ester hydrolase activity. Gene Ontology annotation, biological process: protein depalmitoylation. The record is from RefSeq and is a predicted model, not a curated record. The transcript has 2 exons. Lineage: Eukaryota; Fungi; Basidiomycota; Malasseziomycetes; Malasseziales; Malasseziaceae. The coding region runs from base 1 to 726 and encodes 241 amino acids. Gene Ontology annotation, cellular component: cytoplasm.